AUGGUACAAGCUCGGCUACUCUUCGCCAUUGCCAUACACGCUCGGGGCGAGCCGAACGAGGGACAGGCAAUGCUCCAGAAUGCUAUAGAUCUGGCCAUCAGCCUUGGCAUGAACACGAAAGAUUUUGCUACUUUGCACGGCGAUUCGUUGCCAUGUCUCGAGGAGAGCUUUCGUCGCACAUGGUGGGAGUUGUUUGUGGUGGAGGGCAUCAUGUCCGCAAUUCACCGCAAACCAACCAUGAAGACUAGGUCCGUUGCCUCCGAAGUUUUACUACCAUGCGAGGAUUCAACAUAUACAGACGGCGCCUGUUUUUCUGGCGGGUCAUCAUUGGCUCAAUUUACCGACCGCCAUUUUGCCGAAGAAGAAGUCAGUUUCUCAUCGUCUUGCUAUCGCAUUGAGGCUGUUCAAAUUUUGUCCAGGGUAAUGUCAAUUGCGAACGCUGAGGCCCAUCCGGACGAGGUACAAGCAAUCGACAAUUCUCUUGCAGCCUGGUCGCAUUAUGUGCCACCAGAGAAACGUGAUCUCAUCUCAAACUCGGGAGAAGUGGACGAGCUACUUUUCCAGGCGCACAUGCUCAUUAACUGGGCUACCAUCCUACUGCACAUGCCUCGAAGCGAGCUUCUCUCGGUCCAUCCGGCUACUGCAGAUAUAUUCUGUGCCAAAGGCGACAAACAAAUGCCAUCUACAGACACAAAGCAUGCCCAUGCGAGCAAAGCCACAGACGCGUCCAAAGAGUUGUCCAACCUGGCCGCUCUCCGCUGCCCAGUACAAAAGCACACCCCUUUCUUCAUAUGCGCUCUCGUCAUCGCGUCAGUCGUACAAUUAGCUGCCUGCACUCUUCACAACUGCCGCUGCAUGUACCAACACCGUGAUCGAAUUACAUUGGUCGUCGGUUUGCUCAAGUCACUUAGCGUGAGCUGGGCAUGUGCUGGAUCGGUACUUAUUAAGAUUAAGAAGAUCGCAGCAAAAGUGCUGAAAUCUGAGCAUUGCACUAUGACUGUGGCUUCUAAUCAGUGCGAUAGCUGCACAGAUAGUGGUCUAGGCAGUGAAGAGGUGCCCUGGUUGGAAUUCUUCAAUGAUCCAACGGUUAUGUCGUUCGAGCGAUUUGCACCUGGACCGCUCUUCUUUGAGGAAAGUACCUGA
Molecule: messenger RNA, 1143 nt
Organism: Aureobasidium uvarum
Lineage: Eukaryota; Fungi; Ascomycota; Dothideomycetes; Dothideales; Saccotheciaceae
Source: the annotation of a GenBank genome assembly